AUGUCCGAGAAGAAGGUUUUAGCUCCUGCUCAGCUUUUAGAGCAGCUUUUCGAGAACCCUGAAUCCGAUAUCAGCUUGGAUGAGAGCGAGGUUUCCAGUGGCUCAGAAUUUUCCGUCCGAGGGAAGGCAAACGCGUCUGAGAGCCAGUACAGCCAGACACAAAAGGCCCAGAACGUCUUCCAGGCUGCAAAGACGGUCUCCCCCGCCCUCCCUGGAACCGUCAACCCCCCGAAAGGCAACGUCAAAAAGCCUGAGAGGGAAGCUGAGAACUACACCGACCACUCCUUCAACAUCUACCACACUUUCCAGCCCUGCUCCCACCAACCGCUGGAACGACUGUGA
This is a messenger RNA of Knipowitschia caucasica, 342 nucleotides long. Lineage: Eukaryota; Metazoa; Chordata; Actinopteri; Gobiiformes; Gobiidae. The record is from the annotation of a GenBank genome assembly.